Messenger RNA from Betta splendens (Siamese fighting fish), 3172 nucleotides. It is a transcript of the gene pcif1, whose product is annotated as phosphorylated CTD interacting factor 1. The transcript has 15 exons. NCBI's taxonomy places the organism in Eukaryota, Metazoa, Chordata, Actinopteri, Anabantiformes, Osphronemidae. Gene Ontology annotation, molecular function: RNA polymerase II C-terminal domain binding; mRNA (2'-O-methyladenosine-N6-)-methyltransferase activity. Gene Ontology annotation, cellular component: nucleus. The coding region runs from base 592 to 2949 and encodes 785 amino acids. The record is from RefSeq and is a predicted model, not a curated record.
GUUUCUCCUGUGGUACAGGGUGUAAUCCAUAAGAUAAAUCUUUAUUUGUCCCACAGUGGCGAAAUUUCCACACUGCAGGAGGACACGAAUAAUAUAAAAAUAAAAAAAAAACAUUACAGUUAUUACAGAAUGUAUGAUUUAAUAAGUUUAAGAAUAGAAACGAAUGUACACAUAAGCACAUAAUAAUACAGGAAUUGCACUUUGGCGUCAUUGCACGAGUGUUAAAAGGUAAACACGGUUGAAAACAUUCAGAGGUACCCUUCAGUUCUAAACAUUGCUUAACAGACUCCACAAUAUUUAACCACAAUGUAUCUGUUAUUACAGAAUGUGUGUGAGUCCGGUUCUUUUUCACGUCACUACCUUUUGGGACAUUGCUUUAGUCUAAGCCGUGACCUGUUCAAUAUGGCGGCACAGAUAUGCCAACUCGGAACAGGAAGCUGGAAUGCCGUUGCGCCUGCGCAGUAGUACACCCCAGGUCCCUGUAAAGAUGUCUGAGCAGGCGGGGAGGGAGCGGGACGGAGUACCAGAAACAAGCGUACAGAACCUACAACCUUCUGCAAUUUAACCAGUCAAGUUGAUGAUCUAGCUGAAAUGUCCAAUGACAGCCAGGGAACUGUGAAGAGCGAGGCGGUUACCAUGCUUUCUCCCUCUGGCUCCUCUCAGGGACCACCCCUUUCUCCGCCCCUAAAAACUCCUGAGCUUCCAGAUGAACUGGUCCAGGCAGGCUGGUCUAAGUGCUGGUCACGGAGGGAGAACCGACCAUAUUAUUUCAACAGAUUCACCAAUCAGAGCCUGUGGGAGGUUCCAGUUCUGGGUCAACAUGAUGUCAUUUCUGACCCACUGGGUCUGAAUGCAGCCCCAGCGGAGGCAGGAGAGGGUAACCUUGGUAAUGGUCAGAGGAAAAGGAGGAGCUCUGAAGAACAAGGGAUGGGGCCUAACAGUUUUAAACGCGCUAAGGUGGAGCCCACUACACCCAUCUCUCCAAGUACCCCUGGGGUCAAACCUUGGAGUUCCGCCCCAGAGGACAAACAGGUUCAACCAGCCAUGCCUACCACUCCAAGUCCUGCCCCUGCGCCAUACAGGCCAUCUAUAAUCUACUGGGACUUGGACAUUCAGACUAACGCUGUGAUUAGAGAGCAGCCACCAGCCAACCUCCUGCCCCCCCACCCUGAGAUUGAACUACAGAGAGCUCAGCUGGUCACCAAACUGAGACAGCACUACCACGAGCUGUGUCACCAGAGAGAAGGUAUUGAUCCGCCCCGGGAGUCAUUUAAUCGUUGGCUACUGGAGAGGAAAGUGAUCGAUAAAGGUCAUGACCCUUUAUUGCCAAGUGACUGUGACCCUGUCAUUUCCCCGUCCAUGUUCAGAGAGGUCAUGAACGACAUCCCUAUCAGGUUGUCUCGCAUCAAAUACAAAGACGAGGCCCGGAAGUUGCUGUUUAAAUAUGCUGAAGCUGCCAAGAAGAUGAUUGACUCCAGGAAUGCUAGUCCAGAAAGCAGGAAGGUGGUGAAGUGGAACGCAGAAGACACCAUGAACUGGCUGCGCCGAGAUCAUUCUGCCAGCAAGGAAGACUACAUGGACCGUCUGGAACACCUGAGGCAGCAGUGUGGCCCUCAUGUGACUGCCGUUGCCAAAGACUCUGUGGAGGGGAUCUGCUCCAAGAUCUACCAGCUGUCUACAGAGUAUAGUCGGAGGUUAAGACAGACACACCUGAGCCUGCUACAGGAUCCGCCCACAGCAGAAGUAUGUACAUCACCGCCACAGUCCCGGCUGGUCUACUGUUACCCCAUGCGACUUGCCACCCCCUCACCUCCUGUUCCUCGAGUGGAGCUGCACUUUGAGAAUGAUGUGGCCUGUCUGCGUUUUAGGGGAGAGAUGGUCAAAGUCAACAGAGGCCACUUCAGUAAACUGGUCAGUAGUGAGCUCAAUGAGAGAUGCUUCAGGUCCUGCUGGUGUAUGUACUUACUUUGUCACUUUUUGACAACGUUUCAUAAUAAAAGACAUCCAUACUUUUGGAGGCACUGGAAAUGUUUAAACUUCACCUGCCCCUGUAUGUUUACUUCUGAUCAGGAGCUGUUGUACAGGUACAGCUGUGUCGAUGAUCCUCGCUUUGAGAAGUUUUUGUCCAGAGUGUGGUGCCUCCUAAAGAGAUACCAGGUGAUGUUUGGCAGCGGGGCUAACGAGGGGACAGGCCUGCAGGGAGCGCUUCCGAUCACUGUGUUUGAAGCGUUAAAUCGACAGUUUGGAGUUUCUUUUGAAUGUUUCGCAUCACCACUCAACUGCUACUUCAAACAGUUCUGUUCCGCUUUCCCUGAUACAGAUGGGUUCUUCGGAUCUCGAGGGCCAUUCCUGUCUUUCUGUCCAGUCAGUGGCUCAUUUGAAGCCAACCCUCCAUUCUGUGAAGAGCUGAUGGACACUAUGGUCACACACUUUGAGGAGCUGUUGGAUCAGUCCUCCGAGCCUCUGUCCUUCAUCGUCUUUGUCCCUGAGUGGCGAGACCCUGUGACCCCAGCCCUCACCCGUAUGGAGGAAAGCCGGUUCCUUCGUCACCAGCUCAGCAUCCCAGCCUAUGAACAUGAGUAUCGUUCUGGGAGCCAGCACAUCUGCAAGAGAGAUGAAAUGUACUAUCGGGCAGUGCAUGGUACUGCAGUACUCUUCCUUCAGAACAAUGCCGGUUUUGCAAAGUGGGGUCCAACUCCAGAGCGUCUGGCAGAGCUGACGGCAGCGUACCGCCCUUCCUCCUCCCGUACAUCCUCCUUAUCCUCUCCUGGCCCUGCCCACGUUACACCAGGAGACAAAGACUCCACCCCCAACACCUCUGAUAGGACACAGAGUAGUGUGAUGUCACCAGGUGAUCAUGAUGACAACAACAACAACAACAACAACAACAGCAACAACAGCAGCAGCAGCAGCAGCAGCAGUCCUCGAGACAAGAUGCCCACCAUAUAGAAGUGACUGUGUGACAAUGCAUCCUCCCCUGUACGACAAGUGUUUAAAUUUUCCGUUGUGAUUUUCUUGUUUGUUCGUCACCAGCACUUGUAGCACAUGUCAGAUUCUUUCAGCUUACUCACAAGGCUGCUGCCACCAUGGGGGAUGGUUCAUGCUGCCAGCUCUCCAACCAGUAAGAGACGGAAUAGACAUUGUGGAGCUGCAAUAAACGUCUCACUCACCU